AUGAACUUUUUCCCUGAAAGUGAAAGUGUCUCAGCCCAGAAGAAGAGAGUGAUAUUGAAAGAGCUUGUGAAGGGUCGGGAAGCUGCUACCCAACUCAAGUUUCUGCUUCAGAAUCCCUUUCGGAGUGAACCCUCUCUCUCUUCGCAUGAACUCAUGGCCAAUAUGUUCACAUCUUUCACAAACGCUCUUUCUGUUAUAAACACUUCUUCUGUGGAACCUGGUUCAGCAGAUGGGGUGGCUCAUCGGGAUCUCCUGUUUUCUGGGGUAAAUCUUUCGCCGGUACCCGAUUCCGGCAAUCAUCCAUCACCCGGAGAUUGCAGUGGGAAGAGAUCACAAAAGGGUGGGAGAGGUCGCUACAAUAGAAGGAGGAGUGAAAAGACAUGGACUGAACUAUCCUGCACCACUGAUGACAAUCAUGCAUGGAGGAAGUAUGGACAAAAGGGAAUAUUGAAUUCUGAAUUCCCUAGGAGUUACUUCCGGUGCAGUCAUAAGUAUGAUCAAGGUUGCCGAGCAACAAAACAAGUGCAGCAGGAUGAAGAGUAUCCAGAGAUGUACAGAACUACAUAUUUUGGCAUUCACAUAUGCAAAGCCACUCCCAAGAUUACUCAUUCGGCCACAGAUUCUUCCACUUGGGAAUCGUAUUUUCUGAAUUCUGAUCAUGACUCUAAUGUACAGGUUCCCCUCAUUACCCCACCAAUCUUAACUACAGACCAAGAAUUUCCCAAAGAAACUCACACAUCAAGUGAUCUUACAGAUCACAAACUAUUGGAUCCUAUCCUGUUGUCAGAUUUGAAGGAUUUUGAACCAUCCAACCCCACCAUUGUGCCCUUGGGGAAGGAAUCUGAUAACACUACUGCAGAUAAUGUAUAUUCAUGCACAGACUCGCAACGUCUAGACAUGGAUUUUGAGGUGGCAUUUGUUCAUUUUGGCACUGACUUUCACUUUGAGGAAGGUCAAUUGCUUUAA
Molecule: messenger RNA, 966 nt
Organism: Sphenostylis stenocarpa
Lineage: Eukaryota; Viridiplantae; Streptophyta; Magnoliopsida; Fabales; Fabaceae
Source: the annotation of a GenBank genome assembly